Molecule: messenger RNA, 2156 nt
Organism: Calypte anna (Anna's hummingbird)
Lineage: Eukaryota; Metazoa; Chordata; Aves; Apodiformes; Trochilidae
Gene: TTC31
Product: tetratricopeptide repeat domain 31
Exons: 16
Coding region: 170-1795 (541 amino acids)
Molecular function (GO): RNA binding; protein binding
Source: RefSeq, a predicted model, not a curated record
GACCGGGCCCUAGGCCUAUCAGUUGUCCCCGCUGUCCCCGACCCCGUCCGAGGCCUCACCUGCAGGCAGGGCUCCCCGCCGCCACGCUCAAAGCCGCCGUCCUCCAUGCUAGGCCAUCCCCGGGGGCGGCGUGCUAAAAGAGGCUUAGGCCGCGGCCGCGCUAAUCCGGAUGAACGGGCACGGCAGACCCGGCGCGCCCUUCUGCCCCCGCCACUGCUCGCCCAACUUCCAUAACGCCGGCGGCCAAGCCCCGGGCGUCUGGAACAUCCCCAGUGAGGAGAAGGAAGAGAAGGAGGAUCAGUGGUGGUGGAUGCGGUACCGGGAGUACUGGGAUUUCCCCAGGGAAGACGGCACUGACACCCCCCCGGGCCGGACCUCCCCCAGCGCUCUUGAGCUGAAGCUGCGUCGGUUGCCACGACCCUUUGGGCAGAAGCCCACACCCGAGGAGGCAGAGAGGAACGCGCAGGAACUGAUGGAGGAGGAGGAGCGGGUGAAGAGGAAAGCGGAGAAGAAGAAAAUGAAGAAGAAGAGACAGAAAGAUCGGAAGAAACAAGAGAAACUGGGACAGGAGCAGAAAAACGAGCUGGAGCGUGAGGCAAACACCUUGUCCACCCGCAGCAGUGGGCACCCCCAGGGGAAACAGAAUGAGGAGGGAGAGACCCGGCCAGGCCCCCCCAGCCUGGGGGGCAGCGCAGCCUCCUCAGGAGAGGAGGGGGAAGGCCAGGAGGCCGAGGCAGAGGAGAUGGAGGAGGAGCUGGACCUGAGCUGCACCUUCGUCUCCAAAGCCCGGCAGAAGGCAGGGGUGCGGCUGCCAACCCCUGGGGGAGGGAGACCCUCCAGGACCCCUGCUGUAGAGCCCGGCAGGAAGGCAGCAGGGAAGGUGCCUGAGUCCCCCCCGCCCACCCCACAAGUGCCGGGUCCUCUUCCUGUGCCCCCAGACCUGAGUGUGGUGGAGCGGAGCCUGGUCCUGGCAGGCUCUGGCUUAGAGGCUGCCCAGAGGGGCUGCUACGACAAGGCUGUGGAGGCUUUCACUGAGGCCCUGAGCCUGAACCCCUGCGAGCACCGGCUCUUGGGGAACCGCUCCUACUGCUAUGAGAGGCUGGGCCGGUACCAGGAGGCGCUGGAGGAUGCACGGGAGGCAGUGAGGCUGCAGCCAGGCUGGCCCAAGGGCUGGUUCCGACAGGGCAAGGCACUUCGGGGGCUGCAGCGUUACGCGGAGGCUGCAGCCGCCUUUCUGGAGCUGCUGCGCUGGGACGCAACCAACACCGAGGCAGCCACGCAGCUGGCAGCGUGCAGGGCCCUGCUGCAGCAGAGCAGCCCCGGGGGUGUCCCUGUGUCCCUGUCCCUGCCGGAGGCCAGGGAGCCGCCGAUGCUGACUCCUGGGCCGUGGGCCAGCAGGAGCCACCAGGGAAUAGAUGAGAGAGGCUUUGUGACUGUGGGACGGGGCACCGGGAGCCCAGCAAGACCCCCGGGCCGGGCUGUGGCCAGUGACCACCAGACACUGCCUCCGAGCCACCCUGCCAGGGACUGUUACCCCCUCUGGGUGGGCAACAUCACCCCCAGGAUCAGUGAGACUGUGCUGCGCCGUGCCUUCAGCCGCUUUGGGGAGAUCAGCUUCAUCCGGAUGCUACCCAGGCGGCGCUGUGCAUUCCUCAACUACACACGGAAGGAGGAGGCAGAGGCAGCGUAUGCAGCCUUGCAGGACACAGAACUUGAGGGCAUUAAGCUGGUGCUGCAGCUCAAGCACCCCUCCCACGCCACUCCCUCCCCCCACCACCAUCCAGAGCUGCUGUAGCUGGGCAGGGGUCUCAUCUGACAGCAACAAAGCUGGAGGCAGCAGUGCCCCCCACACCCCAGUGCUGCUGCCUGCGCCCUGCCUGUGCCUUUUCCUUCCUGCUGCCCCCAGGAGGGAGUUCCCCCCUACUCUGGGUGUGUGGGGGUGUCCAUCCCCCCCACUCCUGGUGCCUUCAGGGCUGCCCUCUGGGGGCUCUGGUGGGGAGAGGGGGCUGUGCUGCCGUCCCCUGCCCUCCCACCCCCUGCCAGGGGCCUGCAGGGGUUAGGGAGGCUGUAGGUAGUGGGUGCCCCUCCUGGAAGCAGGGGGUCCCCUCACCUCCUUCGGGGGUUUGUAGCAAUUUGUAGUUUUUAAUAAAACUGUC